UGCCGUGACUCGACUCCGGGGAUAUACAUGUAUUCUACGAAACCCCACGAGUGGCGUCGUGGUUGCGCUUUGGCGUUGCUCCGUUGUGCCUUCCCCCGUGGGUACGGGUCCACCCUCACCCCUGACCUGCCCCUCCUCGGUGGGAGUCAGCCGUCCUCUUGUUAAACUUGCCCCAACAAUUUUAAUUACUGAUAAUGCUGCUACAACAGCAGUUCAACAUAGAAAACCAAGUAGCACUUCGUUUUACAUCUUUUUCUCCUUAACACUGGAAAUUAAUUCUUUUUUGGAGAUUAGCUUCUCAUUUGUUUGCUCUGAAAGAUCCCGAUCCUGUGUUUAUAUGCUAUUUUAGUAGUAGGAUCCAGGUAAGCAAAAUGAAUGAUGAACCAGUUAAUUUUUAAUCACAACAAUUCUAAUUACAUCAAUUCCCUGGAGUUCUAGGAUCAAUAGGUAUUUUGAGUUACACAUUGGUUAGGCUCCUGUAUCAUCUUUUCUAUUUUCCUAUAAGACAUUUCGAUUGUCAAUGUAAACCCUUCUCCAGAAAUAUCUCAAUUUUGACGAAUCGAUUAUCGUUUGAAUCGAAUAUGACAACUGCGAUAAGUCACUUUUUGCAUUCGAUCGCCGAUGAAAAGCGCCGUCUGGAAUAUAACUGCACAAUUCCAAGUUCGUCUCAAUCGUCUGAUUUCACUUGUGUUAUUCCUACUAGAGAUAACGUCCGCAUUUGGCAUUGCGUUGUAUUAAAUUUGCGAAUUUUUUAGCGUUCCCAAACAAUGUGUUUCG
Molecule: messenger RNA, 777 nt
Organism: Owenia fusiformis
Lineage: Eukaryota; Metazoa; Annelida; Polychaeta; Sabellida; Oweniidae
Source: the annotation of a GenBank genome assembly